AUGGAGACUGACGACCAGACUGAUAUACGAGUCAUCAUUAGGAUGAUAGAGCGUGCUGUCACCGCGCCGUACACUCCUGAUCUACAUGCCCUCGAUCUUAAAGUGGAGCAAGCUUCAGAUGGAACCCUUCGCCAAUGGGUAAAUUGCAAGCCUUGUCAAGUGUCGCUUUUUGCAGCAGUGCUUCUUGAACAACGACCAACUGCAAAUAAACUUUUAGCAAGAUUUGGCUGUAUUGAGAGUGUUCGGGACGCCCUGCUUGAAUGUAGUCCAGCCUAUUUGAAUCUAUCGCUUCAUCACGCCAUUGAGAAUGGAAACGAGGAGGAUCUCAACAUAUGCGUGUCCAUGCUUUCAAAUCCCUUGCCUGAGAACAUAGCUGUCCCAGCACAAGUUCCCGUCUUCUUGAACAAACUGCUAAGCGAUGUCGCGCAGAAUCCUUGUGCGGCCAAGCUCAAGCCGCUAUGUGACGUUAUGCAAGGACUCCUCAGCAACGCAGACCUGAUUCAGCUUAUACCACACAACUUGAUGGAGGCUUUCCAGCGCGAAGGGACCAAGAUAUUGAAGAAUCUGAAUGAUCCUCUCGGGACACUGUUGUCCUUGGCUACCUUUGCACGCAUACGCAAAUUGUGGAAGCCUUCAAAUAGUACACAAGAAAAACCCCAGUGGUUAGGGAAUAUCUGCCAAAUCUUCGGCCCCAAGAGCUCUAACAAGACACUCGACUUGGUCGUCAUAUCAGCCGUGAUGGCCUGUUCCACCUCUUCAAACGGAUAUACGCUAAAUGAGCGUAUCCUGCUAGUAAGGCUGGCAAUGGAGAUAUGUCAUGAGAUUGAUGAGGACCUGCGAAAGACCUGGCUGAGUGCUAAUUCAUCGAAACUUGCCAAACUAUGCGAAAAGUUGAAACAGCCAGAUAUAAAUGCUGAGCUGCAAGUGACUGGCUUGACUUUACUCAUUACAUUUUCACAAUGGUUGGCAUUGCCACCAGAUGUCUACGAUUCUAUGUACCAGCAACUACUUACCCAAACUACAUAUCUUGUGAUGAAUGCUAUACCAGAGUUGGUAAGGGACAUUCUCCUUGAGCGAUUGCUGGUUCACUGCGAAAGCAAGUAUCUAGGUCUCUGCUUCGUGAGUCUUCACAGAUUACAAGAUGCUACAGGUUUCAACGGCUUGAAGGAUCUCAAGAUCGGCCAGCUACUCAUUUCCACAUUGAGAAAUUCGGAACAGGCUGGGAACUUUCGUCGUGCCUUCUUGAAAAAACUGUCUGAAUCUCAAGUGAGCAUGAGAAUUCUGCGUGAUUAUGCCCAAGAGUUCUCGAUCUGCAGCGAAUUUUCUCGCUGUGAAGAGUCUAACUUAUGCUGCACUGCUAUCUCCUCACAACAAGACAAGCUUUUCCUCGAACUGCUGGGUUGCAUUCACUCGUCAACUAAUGCCAAUGGCGCUGAAAGUUCAGAAAUAUUUUCCUGCUAUCAUGGACUGCUCCAAUGCUUCACUAAUUCCCUAAGAGAGAAUGUGCCAACGUUCGACCACUGUUCUUUUUUGCAAUUGAAAGAGCCUGAAAGGAAUGAUUUUUUCCCGCAGAGGCGAAUGAAAACGGUUGUAAUGGAAAAGUCAGACGGUUCGAGCUAUGAAUGGAGGUCCAAAAUUGCCAAUCUUCUUGUGGAUAAUGCUAGGACUUCUCACGAAACAAUCAUUCAACAGAUGGAAGCAAUUUUACAGGACUUUGAAAAUCGCUGCAGUAAAGUUGAAGAGCCUCUGGCAGCUGCGGUACGGGAAAGAGAAGACUUGAAACAACAGCUGGAGGCCUCUAAGUAUCUGAAUCAGCAACUAGAGGAGCAGGCCCGGCAGUCUGCAGAGAUGGUGAAUGCUCUAAGGAAACAACUCGACGAAUCCGUUGCGCAGGUUAGGGAUUAUUCAUUUCAAAUAGUACAUUUGACCGAUCAAGUGGAUGCACUACAAACAGAGCUUGACAUAACCCGGACGAAGGCGCGAGAUGGUAUAGAAAUAGUUAAGUCGAAAGCACGCGAUCGUGAACUAGAUCUCAUGGCUACGGUCGCCGAGAGAGACGAUCUGCUUGAAGAGCAGCAAGUUGAAAUAGAGGCUGUGUCCAAGGAAAGGGCACAACUACAGGAAGCCGUGGAUGCCAAUGCAGAGCGUCAUCAGGCUGUCUCCCGAGACUACGAGAAUCUACGGCAAGAAUUGGCGCGAGUACAGAAAAAUGCGUCCCAAGACUGUGACACGCUUCGACAUGAGAUCACAAAAAUGCAGCAAGUUAUCGAGAUACGCGAGUCGACAAAUGCCGAGAAGGAUAAUCGGAUUAUCACUUUGGGGGAGACCAACAAAGAUCUUCAGAACGAGAAUCAGAUGCUGAGAGACAAGCUGGACCAGGCACACUUCAAUUGGGAAAAAUCAAUGUCGGCACUAGAUGAAGCACGUCACAAGUACAAGAGCGGCAUAGCUGAUAUGGAAACGAAAUGCAAGAAUCAAAUGUCUGAAGCCAAAAACCGGGCUCAGCAAAUGACCGAGCAACAUCAGCUCGAAAUUUCUAGUCUGCGACACGACGCUGCAAACACAUCCGCCAAAACCGAAAAAGAGCUUCGCGCCAGGAACAAAAGAUACAAUACUUGGAAAAGAAGUGAAGCCCAAGAAUAUAUCAGUCGCUUGAUGGGUGUGAUGGGAUUUUCCAAAGACAAAGAUGACAGCAUCAAAAAGCAACCAGCAGCUGGUCCUUCAAAGGCUAAAGAAUCUGUUCGCCGAUCGACUCGUCUAAGUUUGCAACAGGCUCAAUCMCCUUCACAAGCCGAGAUGACUACGAUACAAACACAGUCGUCGAACCUGGCUAUUCCCAUGCCAAGUAUAAACUCAUUUAUCAAUCAAGAUGCGACAAUAAUGACACGUAGACGCAGUCAUCGCUUUUCCCAUGGAACGAGCUUUGUAAGUGAUGAGAAUACCACGUAUUAUUCCAGCACACAACAAGGACCGGCUGAAGGUCUCUCUGGAGUCAGACGACAACCACUUGGCAGUCUUGACAGGAAUAGCCCUAAAAAGUCACCUCCUUCGACUAAUCCCAAGGAUGCCGAGCAUGGCGAACUUGGACAACAAAUGCAGAAUGAAUCUCAGACACAUAUCAAUAUCACGGAUUUGGAUUUGGACUUGGAUUUUGAGGAUGAGGAUCUUUUGACGAGUACUAUGACGUGA
Molecule: messenger RNA, 3189 nt
Organism: Talaromyces amestolkiae
Lineage: Eukaryota; Fungi; Ascomycota; Eurotiomycetes; Eurotiales; Trichocomaceae
Exons: 8
Coding region: 1-3189 (1062 amino acids)
Source: RefSeq, a predicted model, not a curated record